This is a messenger RNA of Volvox carteri f. nagariensis, 3810 nucleotides long. RefSeq lists its product as uncharacterized. The record is from RefSeq and is a predicted model, not a curated record. The transcript is spliced from 12 exons. Bases 1 to 3810 code for a protein of 1269 amino acids. NCBI's taxonomy places the organism in Eukaryota, Viridiplantae, Chlorophyta, Chlorophyceae, Chlamydomonadales, Volvocaceae.
AUGACUGCUUUGCCAGGUCUCGCGGGGGACCUCCAUGCACCAUGCUGGGCCAGAUGCGGAUUGGCGAUGCAGUUGUCAAGCACCCAGCUCGCGACGUUGGCGGCCGGUGUCGCGCUCGUGCGCAAGGAGCUGGAUGCGAUCGAUGAGGCCAUUCGCGAGGAGCUUCUGUCGUGCUCCGCCCUGCAGAAGCAGCUGGAUGCGGCAGCUGUCGAGCUUGAACGGAGCGCCGAGCGCGCAAAAGCCGUGGAACAGGGGGCCAUCGAAAAAGCCAGCGAAGAAGAGGAUUUGCAGCUCGUGCUGAUAGAACUUCGGCGCCAGGUGGCUGCCCUAGAUUCGCAGCAAGUCGAGCUCGAGGUGGCCAUCUCUAGCGAUCGCCGCGAGCUGGAGGCCAAGGCGGCCGCGCUAGAGCGGCAGUCGGAUGAAUUCGCGCGGGCACAUUGCCACGCCGCCUGGCAGGAAGCUUCCCGCACCGCCGAGCAGCACCGUGCUUCGCUGGAGGCAGCCUUGCCAGCGCGGCGAGCGGAGCUGCUCUCCUACAGGUCGGAGUGGCAGUCUAAGAAUGCGUCCUUGCGCGAGGAGCGAGCAGCGGCAGCGGCGCUGGAGGCGGAGCUCCAGGAACUUCGAUCGCGCGCCUCCGCCGCUGCCGCAUCGCGUCAGUCGGCAUCCGGGCGCCUGGCGGCGCUGUCAGCCCCCGACCACCCCGUGGCGGCCCUCCUGGAGCGGCAGAAGGCUGAGCUGGCGGCGCUGACGGCACAGGGGGAGCAGCGGUCAUGUGUCGCAGCGGUCAUGUGUCGCAGCGGUGCAGCAGGGGCGAAGGUGCUGGCUCUGCAGGGGGCCACGACCGCGGAGGGUGAGCUGGCGUCCGCCGAACGCGAGCAGCAGACGUUGCAGCUGGCGGCGAAAGCCAUGGAGGAGGAGCUGCAGCUGCUGCAGGCGCGGAUCGGAGAGUUGUUGCCGUCUGUGGAUUCGGACGACGACGGCGGCGGCGCGGACGGCGGCAGCGGCAGCGUGUACGGCAGUGGUGCCGUCGGCGGUCGCCCGGAGGACGAGGAGGAGGACGAGCACGAGGAGGGCGCCAGGCUGCCGCCGGCGGAAGGAGGUCGCGAGGGCCACGUGGAUGGUGAUGAUGGCUGGUGUGGGCGGGGAAGAAGCGGCGCCGCCGCCGGUGCUGGCGGCGGACAACACGAUGGACGCGUCUUCCCUGAAGUUGACGGAUGCUGUCUGGACAGCGAUGGGGGUGAGGGAGCCCUGUCGCUCGGCGGCGGGGUCGGCACGGGUCCGCUGCAUCGGCCUAGUAACCACCUACGUUCGCGGCGCUGGCGCGGCGCUGGCGCCUGCCAUGGCGGCCGCUGGCCGUCACCUGCGACGGCGGUCGGCGGCGGCAGCCGGCGGGACGCUGCGGCCGCCGCUGCCGGCGGCAGUGGCGGCGUAGGUGACGACGAUGGCUGGGAUGACGUGGACGGCCCUGACGCGCUGGAUUUGGGGUCGCUGUCCCAGGGGUUCCACUUAGAUUCCCAGAAUGUUGAUCUCCAUGAUGACGACGGCGACGGGUACAGCAUGCACGACAGGUAUGACGACGUCGUGGGUUUUGGGCCCGCGGUGGGUGCGGCUGGGGGUCGCCCGGGGUCCCGCGCCGCCGCCAACCGGCACCGCGUAGGUGGCGGCAGCAGCAGCCUUCCCCCGCCUUCGCGGUGCCCGUCACCUGCUUUCUCCGCGGAUUCCGGUGUGAGCCUCCCGGGGAGUGCAGCCACCGCCGCAGCUGGUAAUAGCUUCACCGGCACGGAGGGCGCGGGGGGACGAGGGGGCCAGCAGCGGCAGCAGCAGCAGCAGCAAGGGGAGGGUCAGCGGCGGAGGCCGCCGCCACAAGCGGCAGCUGCGGCGGCGUCAGGUCCAAGCCGGGAUGGUAGUGGAGGUGACGGCCGUGGCGAGCGGAAGGCGGUGCUAUACCAGGAGACGGUGAUCACUCGCACUGUUCAGGCUUCUCCCAACACGGUGCUCCGAAACACCGUCACAGUUCACGAGCUGCAGUGUUCCCGGGAGGGCCCCCGGGGGGUUAGGACGGCCGGGGGGGCCCCCGGGGGGCCCGGGGGCGGCCGUGUAGCGAACGCAGUCGUGGUGCGGGAGGAGCUCACUCGCAUUCAGCGAGCGCCGUCCAGACCAGCUGCCCCUGCGGAAGGCGACAACCCAACAGCCGCAGCAGCAGCGGGGUUCGGUGCAACCGCCGGCGGCGGCGGCGCUGCACCCCCGGCCGGCAGACCGCCACCGCCACCGCCACCGGUCCCCUCUUUGCUGGCUCUCCCGGCGCCUGAAAGCAGCGGCCCUCCCACAACGGCAGCGGCGCCGUCGAUUCCCGCUGUCCUGCAGGAAGAACACGACGCCGGCGGCCCCGGUGCCGACGGCUCCAUGCGCGAUAUGUGUAGGGGCCCAGCUCCCUACAGAUUUAUGGGAGCCGGUGGAGGCAGCAGUGACGGCGCCGGCGGCGCUCUCCAGGGAUUCCCUUAUCGCCAGACAACCGCCACAGGAGCCUCUGACGGCCAUGUCGCCGCCAGCGUGUCCCAGCCGCGUUACCAGCCGCCGCCGAUUACCGCCGCCACCAAUCACAUUCCGCCGCCGCUUCCGCCGCGGCUGCUGCCGCCAACAGCCGGGCCACCUUCACAGCCGUCGCAGCCAUCACAGCCACUGCAGCUGCAACCUGCACAUCCCGUGGAGCAGGAAGAGCAGCGGCAGCAGCAGCAGCCGGGGGAAGCUCAGUUCCCCCUCGGUUCUCAUGUUUCCUCUAUGCGCCGCGAUCUCCUCCUCCAGCAGCAGCAGCAGCAGAACCCCCUUGCCCCCGGGCGACCUGAGUCAUGCAUGACGAUUCUAGCGCCAUCACAUCCAGCACUGGCCCUGCAGGGUAAGGCACAGCCGGCGAUGCAAGCACCGCAUCACCCACUUCCACCACCACAGCAGCAGCAACCUCAACCGCUACAGCCGGGUCCUGGGCCGCGGCAGCACCCACAGCACCAGCAGCAGCACCAACAACAGCACCAACAACAGCACCAACAGCAGCACCAACAACAGCACCAACAACAGCACCAACAGCAGCACCAACAACAGCACCAACAGCAGCACCAACAACAGCACCAACAACAGCACCAACAGCAGCAGCAGUUGGCCAACGAGUGGGUGCUCGUCCACCCCCACCCAAAUCCGCCGCCCCAACAGUACCAACGGCCAUCGUACGAUGUGGCAGCACACAUGCACACGCAGGUGCAGGUCCAGUACGAUGGCAAUGAGCAGCGGAUGGGCGUUGGUGCCGGCAGCAGUGGCAAUCUGAGUGGCAUCAGCGGAAGCGGGGCCGCUAGGGGAGCGGGAGGAGGGGGUUCCGCGGCUGGCAGUGGUGGAUGGCCGUCUCAUCCGCCUCAGCAGCAGGAGCACCACCAGCCCCAGUUGGCCUUCGGUCAGCAGCCAAGGCAGCAGCACCCGUCAGCAGGUCCCCCUUCGGCGAUGGCGAUGCCUUUGCACCCACCAGCUCCAGGCCCAGGUCCAGCUGCACAGCCGCAGCCGCAGCCGCAGCCGCCACCACCACCACCACAGCAGCCACCACGGAACCCGCUACCCGGGCGGCAGCAGCAGGGGCCACAGCGCAAUGCUGCGCCCCAGAUGCCGGUUGCUCAGAUGCCGCCCGCGCGAGGCCACCAGGCCGAUUUGGCUGAGGGCCAGUGGAUCGCUCAGGUUCCGCACCCACCACCGGCAUCCAACGGAAUCUGCCGGAUCGACGGCGGCUCAACUCCAUUCCUGGUCAGCUCGCAAGAUCACUGUUUCGACUAG